Molecule: messenger RNA, 945 nt
Organism: Apodemus sylvaticus (European woodmouse)
Lineage: Eukaryota; Metazoa; Chordata; Mammalia; Rodentia; Muridae
Product: olfactory receptor 1537-like
Exons: 1
Coding region: 1-945 (314 amino acids)
Biological process (GO): G protein-coupled receptor signaling pathway; sensory perception of smell
Cellular component (GO): membrane
Molecular function (GO): G protein-coupled receptor activity; odorant binding; olfactory receptor activity
Source: RefSeq, a predicted model, not a curated record
AUGGUGGACAUGGCAGCAGGAAACCACUGCACAGUGACUGAGUUCUUCUUGGCUGGGCUCUCAGAGAAGCCAGAACUCCAGCUGCCCCUAUUUGUCCUCUUCACAGUCAUCUAUCUGUUCACUGUGGCAGGGAACCUGGGCAUGAUUAUAGUGAUUGGGCUCAGUUCAUACCUGCACACACCCAUGUACUAUUUCCUCAGCAGUCUGUCCUUCAUUGACUUAUGUCAAUCCACAGUUGUAACCCCUAAAAUGCUGACUAGCUUUCUGACAGAGAAGAAUCUCAUCACCUACACUGAAUGCUUGUCUCAGCUCUACUUUGCCAUCAGUUUUGGAACUGCAGAGUGUUACACAUUAGCUGCAAUGGCAUAUGACCGCUAUGUUGCCAUUGGAAACCCAUUGCUUUACAAUGUAACCAUGUCCUAUCAGAUUUACUGUUCUUUGAUUUCAGGGGUAUAUAUGUAUUCUCUAUUCUGUGCAUCAGUAAACACGGGCUUCAUGUUUAGGAUUCAGUUCUGUAAAUUAGAUGUGAUCAAUCACUAUUUCUGUGAUCUUCUUCCCCUCUUGAAUCUUGCAUGCUCUAAUACCUAUAUGAAUGAAAUGUUGAUUCUAUUUUUUGGCACACUGAAUAUUUGUGUCCCAAUGCUGACUGUUAUUACUUCCUAUGUCUUCAUCAUUGCCAGCAUCCUCCGUAUUCGAUCCACAGAAGGCAGGUCCAAAGCCUUCAGAACUUGCAGUUCCCACAUCUCUGCUGUUGCUAUCUUCUAUGGUUCUGUUGCAUUCAUGUACUUACAGCCAUCAUCAGUGAAUUCGAUGGACCAAGGGAAAGUGUCCUCUGUGUUUUACACUACUGUUGUACCCAUGUUGAACCCCUUGAUCUACAGCCUGAGGAAUAAGGAUGUCAGUGUUGCACUGAAGAAGAUACUUGAAAGAAAAGAAUUUAUGUAA